Messenger RNA from Lasiosphaeria miniovina, 811 nucleotides. RefSeq lists its product as uncharacterized. Bases 97 to 612 code for a protein of 171 amino acids. The transcript has a single exon. The record is from RefSeq and is a predicted model, not a curated record. Lineage: Eukaryota; Fungi; Ascomycota; Sordariomycetes; Sordariales; Lasiosphaeriaceae.
GGUACAUUGGGAUCCCCGCCAAGCCACUAGCUCAGCCGAAUCCCUGUUUUACCCGGAAAAAAACAAUAGAUUGAUGGCCAACCCGCUCAUCUUCAGAUGGCUGGUACAAUGCAGCUUCAACUGCGCCCGGCGCCCGGACCCCGCCCCCCACCGGACCUAGCCAAAUUUCUUCCCUGCAAGGCUGCAAUUGAAGUCAUCGCCAAAUCCACCAAAUCCACCAAAAACAUCACCACAAUACCGUCAAUUGAGCCACAACAACAGCAGCGCCAUUUUAUCGCUGCGCAAGUAGGUGCAUCGCUUCAUAUUCAAUUAGCGAAGCUAACUAGCAAUAGAAUGGCCUCGCGCGCCGAUUCUCCCGACGACGGGGACCCUUUUUACCUGACACCCGACCUACCUGCACCCGCGCCCGCGCUCGAGACCGAGUCCCGGCAGACGGACCUCCCGCCCGAACACGACCUCCUCAACAACAAAUAUGAAUCUAUCGACACAUUGAUGCUUGAGCUUCAAGCCUGGGCCAACGAACAGGGCUUUUCCGUCAAGAAAGCGCGUGCCUGUAACUACAUUAAGGACCUCGGACCCUCACGAGUCGAUAUUUCCUGCCUUUCAGGAUAAAUUGCGAGCCUCAGAGGCACAUUCUCGCAAGACGGACACCACAAAGCGCGACUGCUGCUUCAAGGCAGUUGCAAGGGCUUUGGCUGUCAACAACAGACAAUAGACCCGACAAAUGAAGGAAGCAGGGUACACACAUCGUCUCGCGCAACGCAAAGUCGAUCUACUUCUUCCCCGCCGGGGGUUUACCGCCGAAGAGAAG